Molecule: messenger RNA, 717 nt
Organism: Scaptodrosophila lebanonensis
Lineage: Eukaryota; Metazoa; Arthropoda; Insecta; Diptera; Drosophilidae
Exons: 3
Coding region: 129-638 (169 amino acids)
Source: RefSeq, a predicted model, not a curated record
AGAGUGUAAUUUUAAAAACACAAAAAUAUAUUACUUUCUGAUUUAUAUUUUCUUGGCAAUAUCAAAAUUUGGCCGCGCAAAGGUUUCGGACACUCUGAUUUUAGCGCAGCUCCAACACUAACAACAAAAUGGCCUGUCGCUGCAAGUAUUUUAUCAAAAUUUUAGAAAAAUGCUGCUGUUGCGUCUCGUUGCGUCUCGGUGCACUGCUCGUGGGCUGCAUUUUUCUCACCUGGUUCUUCUAUCUAACUGUCGGCUCGGCCUUUGCCAUGGAAUGCAUUUUCCCAAAUGAGUACCAACGUGAUGUGAAGGAGGGAUAUGGACCACCGGCGGCCCUGAAAACAACGAUGGUCUUCUCCUUUUUUGGCUUCUUGACAGCCGGAAUGGUUUGUCUAGGCGUGCACAAUAAUAACGAACUGAUGUUCAUACCCUUUCUGGUUCUCGUACCGCUAUAUAUAAUCGUUCACAUUCUAGCUAUGGUCCUGUACAAGUUCGUCUGGAGUGUUGUCUUCAUAUUUGUGCUGACGAUUAUCAUAUUGAUAUAUUGCUGGUGCGUUAUCUGGUCAUACUAUGUGGAGCUGCGUUUCGCCUAUGAUGAGGAUUUGCCACCACCGACAUCCUUUAGAAUUCGAACGAGAUAGGUCGCUCUCAAGGCAUAUACAAAUUUUCUGUACCAAAUCUUGCUAGUAUUUUCGGAAUAAAAAAUGCAUAACCAAACCA